GAGAGCGAAAACCAUGCGGGAGCGGCACGUGGUCAGAGGCGUCACCGAUCUUUUCGCCAUCUGGGGUCAGCGCAACGAAGCAAUUGCUUUGAGAGUUUGCAAGCACAAAGUAAGACAGAAGACAGCAUGUCCGCACAUUCUCCAGAGCGCAAAAUGAGUGACAGCUGUGCCAUCCCAACGAGGCGCGUACUAGUAAAUGAUGCAAGUCAGCUGCCCAUCGACUACAGCUCAACGCCCGGGGGUACCAUUUUCUCCACAACUCCUGGAGGUUCCAGAAUUAUUUACGACAGAGGCUUCCUGAUGCAAAUGCGCAACUCUCCAGUGGCGCGCACUCCCCCGAAGAACCUGCCAGUCAUCCCGGGGGUGACUGUACCCGGUAGCAGUCCCAACGCAAAGCACACCACAUCACCCGUCAAGCAAGUCGUCGAGAAUGGUGUCGUGCAGACGGAUGCCAAGCCUACACCAAAGCCAGAUGGUUCCAGCGACGAGCCCAUGUUUGCCAUGGACAUCUAGUGAAGCAAGUGCCAAGGAUCCACCAUAUUGCUUGCCCCUCCUGCAAAGGUUUUGCCACAACCCCAUGCGAGCUGGCACAUUUUGCCAAAAGCAGUCAAUCUUCACCACCACCACCACCACCAGCAGCGGGAUGCACAGUCAGAAGUCGCUGCCAGCAAGUGCAAAUGGGACUGGCAGAUAGUCUUAUCUUUCUUCCGCAUUUAUCUCUUUGUUUAUGUUAUGUCAGCAGCACUGGCAGACACAGUUGAAGCAGUAUUUUUAUCCUUCAAGAGGGAGCAGCAGUUGUUUGAGUCUUUUUUUACCUGGUGACAUCCGUUAUCGUCAUGCUCGAAUUGGUUGAGAACGGGAAGCUGUCCAGUUUUUAUUUGUUGCUCAGUAAGGUGCUAGAAUUUGGGGUACUGUGGCAGAGAUUUUUAUACGUUUUUUUAAGUCUUUCGCGAUUGAAUUGAAUUGAAUUGAGGGCCGAGAAACAGUUUGUUGCUCAGCGAGAUUGUAGAAGGGUGCUGCACUUUGUGUGUGGCUUGCUUCAGUGUUGCAAUAAUAAAAGAACUGGAUCUGUGUUGA
Messenger RNA from Ornithodoros turicata, 1077 nucleotides. RefSeq names its product eukaryotic translation initiation factor 4E-binding protein 1-like. The record is from RefSeq and is a predicted model, not a curated record. Gene Ontology annotation, biological process: negative regulation of translational initiation. The coding region runs from base 127 to 513 and encodes 128 amino acids. Gene Ontology annotation, cellular component: cytoplasm. The transcript is spliced from 4 exons. Gene Ontology annotation, molecular function: eukaryotic initiation factor 4E binding. Lineage: Eukaryota; Metazoa; Arthropoda; Arachnida; Ixodida; Argasidae.